Molecule: messenger RNA, 2658 nt
Organism: Moesziomyces antarcticus
Lineage: Eukaryota; Fungi; Basidiomycota; Ustilaginomycetes; Ustilaginales; Ustilaginaceae
Exons: 2
Coding region: 1-2658 (885 amino acids)
Biological process (GO): endoplasmic reticulum unfolded protein response
Molecular function (GO): protein binding
Source: RefSeq, a predicted model, not a curated record
AUGGACCACGGCACCGAUCCACCACUGCAUCUCCACCAGCAUCGCCACGGCCAAAGACCACAGCGUCUCGGCACCACACACGACGCUAUGUCAUCCCCCUCCGGCUCGCUUCCGCAGCAUGCAUCUUCUCCAUCCUCCUCCACCGCAGCAUCGCCACCACCAUCCUACUUUGUCCGCUCUCACCAAGCGCAAGACCUUCAGCCCAAUGACGCUCCUGUCUCGUCGGACCCGGCAUUCCCUCGCACUCCCACCACCGAUGCCCAAGACGGCCAGCAUGAGCCAAAGCAUCAGCGCGAUCAAGGCCCAGUGCUUUCAAAUCACACGCGCGCUUCGAGCUCCACUUCGAUAGACGGUCGAAACAGCAUUGCCGUGGCCAUCAAGUGCCCCUCACUCGACAAGGAUUCGGCCGUGGUCAGCGCCAGCCUCACCGACACGGUUCUUUCCCUCAAGCGCAACAUUGAGCGCACAUGGCCUGGAGCGCCUCGCGCCGAAGGAAUGCGCUGCAUUCGCUCCGGUCGCAUCUUGCAAGAUUCGGAACUACUCGCGCAGCUGGCCCAGAACCCAAAGCUGACAUUCCCCUUCUCACUUUCUGCCCCCAUUCUGCAACGUGAACGUGCAUACGAUAAGCUCGAGCAAGACGAGCCUCUCUCCCUUCAUUUGGUCAUUCGGCCAGACGCGUGGUCGGACCCACAAAAUCGACCCACCCCCUCACGCCGCAGCUCCUAUCUGCGCCAACAGCAGCAGCAACUCUUGGAGCAACAGCUUCAAAACUUGCCCCGUUCCGCACUCGCCAACGAGGUUCCCCUGACCCACCACGCCGACGUCAACGCUUCAUCGCUACACGUGGCUGCAUGCACUCAGUCCCCUUCGCGCCCCACCCCUCAGUUCGAGCCGUACUUUUCCGACCCACGUCCUCUGCCAAGCUCAAGCUCAGCCGCAUCUCCCAAGGGUCCCUGUUCCCUUCAAACAGAUGGCGCUUCGCCAUUCACAUCACGCCCUGCAGCCAUGCCAGCGACCGCGCGAGCAAGCCAGGCGUCGGCCGACGCUCACGCCGUCCUCGAGCAGACCCUCCGCGUUACUGCACCACAAAACUGGCCUCUGCUCGUCCAAGUCCUCGAAUCAGCAUGCGACGAGUACGUCCUCAUUUACGAGGCCAUCUACAACCAGGCUGUGGCUGCACAAAAGCUUGCGUCCGGCCGGCCAGAUGAUUCAUCAGCACCCGAACUCUCGCCGCCGAGCGAGCUCCUGACCGAUGUCGAGAUCACCCUGCUCGGGUGGGACCCCGUGGCGCUGCCCGGUUCAGACUGCAGUGCGGGCUCGACCUCGGAAUCGCAAGGCGAGAUGCAAUAUCUCUACCAGCAGGUCUCGCACCGCGGCUUGCCGUAUCUUCUGCGCAUCUCGAGCCAGCCCAUCGACGUGGAGCGAAGCGAGGCGCUCAACACGCUGCUCGAACGCAUCACCGUCCUUCGCUCCAUGAUCGACAAGAUCGACAACAUUAUCAGGCUCGGCAGCCUCUUCGGAACCGCCUCAUCGGCUCCUCUCAUCGGCAGGGCCGGCGCUUCCAGCCGCGCAAUCGACGCUGAUGCCGCACGUGUCGCUGCACCUCAACAGCGCGGCCGCCUUGCCCAUGCGACGAGCGCAGUGCGAGAUUGGAUCGUCGGACUGCGCACCGUCACGCUGGCAGAUGUAACGGCGGUGUUGGUGCCGAUGUUCUUCGUCGGCCUCAAGGUCGGCCUCCUCCUCUCGGUGAUGCUGCCUGGUGCAGACACCGUGAAGCGAUACUUUGUGAUCGGCAUGGCGGCGGUGUACGUGGUGUUCGAGAGCUUCCGCAUCGUCCAGCGCCGCGAGCGCGCGAGGCAGAGGAUGCAGCCUCGACCAGCGCCACCACGUCCCCCCCUCGCUGACGCCGGCGACGCUGCUCCUGGCAAUCUGAACCGGGCUGCGGGAGGCGAGAAUCGAGGCGCUGGAGUCGGAGCGGACGUCGCUGCGCCCGCGGGAGACAAUGUGCCGAGCGCACCGUCGCACGAAGAGCAAGUGGAGCGCCAAGCUACGGAAGAGCCGCUGCGGCCGCUGCCGCCGCCGCAGGCGCCCGCGCGCUUCCGCUCACGCUCGAGGUUCACGUACGACUGGUGGAUCGACCACAUGGCCUUUAUUGGUCUCGACUCGGAGGAUGCUGAGCUCGGCUUGUUGCCGCCGCCCGCAUCGACGCGCGGUGGAGCUGCGGGAUCUUCCGCGCAACCAGGCACGCCGCACGCGGACGGAUGGGUGACGCGCAUGGUGUCUUCGAGCUGGGUGGUGCCGGUGGUGCUGUUUGUGGUGACCAUGAUGCCCGAGGUGGAGCAGCGGCGGAAACGCGCCAUUGAGGAGCGCGAGCGCGUUAUCCGCAAGUGGACACGGCUCGAGCACGAGCGUCGCCAGCGUGCACACGAGAUUCUUGCCCAGCAGGCCGAGACGGACAAGCCGCCCGUACUGGAGCGCGUGAUUGGGCAGGAUACGCUGCUGCAGGUCAAGCGCACGCAGUACGCGGAUCGCAUCGCGCGCCAGCGCCGCACCACCGAAGCCGUCGAUGUGGACCCCGACGACCUCGAUGCACGUGCGGCACUCGCAGCUGCCGCCGAAGAGGACGACGACGACUUUGAGGACAUGAACAUCUUUUGA